This is a messenger RNA of Zychaea mexicana, 1136 nucleotides long. RefSeq lists its product as uncharacterized. Lineage: Eukaryota; Fungi; Mucoromycota; Mucoromycetes; Mucorales; Lichtheimiaceae. The transcript is spliced from 2 exons. Bases 158 to 640 code for a protein of 160 amino acids. The record is from RefSeq and is a predicted model, not a curated record.
GGCGAUGUGCAAUCGGUAUUUGUCGGGUCGUAGAAAAUCAAUACACACACAGGAGCACCGGAGCACUUCAUGCUGGCUCCCCAUGUGGGGAUGAUGUUUUAGGCACCGUUGUCCUGAUCCAUGGCAUCAAUACGCACGUGGCAAACGACAAUCUGUCAUGCGAGCGAAAAUAACCCGAUGGGCACAAACCUGGAGUAGCAUUCUCUUUAGCAGACCAUAUGAUGUGUAUUGCCUAUUACAUGUACGGGGCCUUUCUCUGAAGAGUUGGGGCGAGCGAACUUUAAAAAAUCGAAAACGCCAAUCGUUACUGUCACGGAUAAUUUCGAGAAGCUCGUCCAAACUCUCUUACCUGCUGUUUGGCUUUGAGAUAGCACAGCUUUUAUCAGACGCAUUUUAUUCGGAGUAUCAAAAUGAUACUAUCAGGUCUUCUGCACCUACGAACCCUUUGAUCCUGCGCUCUCCGCUUCGUUUUGUGUCAAUAUCUGCAGGACUUUGGCUUGAACGACUCGUUGUAAGAUUUUUCGCUGACCUCCCUUCAAUGGGGAGCAAGGCCCCCAAGCCCCCUGUUAGCGAUUUUGCUCGAGGCUGGAUCAAGUGCAGCAGACACAUAGUGUAUCUUAUCACUGCUAUUCCUCAGUAAGAUAGGAGCGAUGAUUAAGUAUUAGACGGGUAUAACGUAUACCAACUGAUUUAUCCAAGAAAGAGCAUAUAUCGUAACCUUCUUCAAGCACGCACAGUAUACAAACCUUCAAAAGUCAAGAAUAGUUUGCUCAGUGCCAAAAAUAGGUAUCAUAGACGAGAAGCCCGUAUCACAUGGAUUUUAUGGCCUUUACCGAAGGACUGUAAUCAUUGCUACCACCAUUUGCCCCUGUUGUAUACGUGGCUUGUGGAUCCUUUGAUGACGAUUGUGCGUAGAAUUUUGUAACACCGGGCAAAACAUUUAGUUCUAAUACGUGACAGUCUAAUGAGUUAGACAGUACCUUCUGCAGAAAUCGUAAAAUAGUAUUGUAUGUGCUGUUUGAUGCUCUUACUCUUCAUGACUAUUUUCCAUAUUGUAAAAGUUUGGACAGUGAGAUCAACUCCCAACUGUCCGAAAACGAAGGCUAAAAUAAAUGGGGUAUUGCUAGUUGAUGGUU